GGCACCACGGGGCGUGAGGCGAGAGCCCGGCGGAUGCCCCCGGGACAAGCAUCCCCGAGCGCGGCGCCCCCGGGACCCCCAGGGAACAUGGGCGUGCUCAGGGCCGGGCUGUGCCCGGGCCUCACCCAGGACACGGUCGGGCAACUGAGGACCCGCGGGAUCAGGACAGUGGUGGACCUGGUUUCCGCAGACCUAGAGGACGUAGCCCAGAAAUGUGCCUUGUCUUACAAGGCCCUGGUUGCCCUGAGAAGGGUGUUGCUGGCCCAAUUCUCAGCCUUCCCCUGCAAUGGCGCUGAUCUGUACGAGGAACUGAAGACUUCCACUGCCAUCCUGUCCACUGGCAUCCAAAGCCUGGACAAACUGCUUGAUGCUGGUCUCUACACUGGAGAAGUGACUGAGAUUGUAGGAGGCCCAGGUAGUGGCAAAACCCAGGUGUGUCUUCGUGUGGCUGCAAAUGUGGCCUACAGCCUGCAGCAGAAUGUUCUGUACAUUGAUUCCAACGGAGGACUGACAGCCUCCCGUAUCCUCCAGCUACUUCAGGCCAGGACCCCAGACGAGGAGCAGCAGGCAGGAGCCCUCCAGAGGAUCCAGGUAGUGCGUGCGUUUGACAUCUUCCAGAUGUUGGCCGUGCUGCAGGACUUCCGAGGCGCCGUGUCCCAGCAGGUGAGCAGCGCCUCAGCGACUGUGAAGGUGGUGGUUGUGGACUCAGUCACUGCGGUGGUCUCCCCACUUCUGGGAGGUCAGCAGAGGGAAGGUUUGGCCUUGAUGAUGCAGCUGGCUCGAGAGCUGAAGACCCUGGCCCGGGACCUGGGCGUGGCAGUGAUGGUAACCAACCACAUGACCCGAGACAGGGACAGUGGGGAUCUCAAACCUGCCCUUGGACGCUCCUGGAGCUUUGUACCCAGCACCCGGAUUCUCCUGGACAUUGAGGAAGGAGCAGGAGCAUCGGGCAGUUGGCGCAGGGCACGUCUGACCAAAUCUCCCCGUUUGCCAACAGGUUUCCAGGAGGUGGUAGACAUUGGGACCUGGGGGCCUCCAGAGCAGAGCCCAGCGUCCCAAGGGAGAUCAGAUAGGACUGUGCUGUUGAUUGGGAAAAGCCGGGGACAUCAAGCGCCCCACCUCUGUGCACGCUAGCAGCUGCUGUUCACUGUCACCCAACACUUGGAACUGUAGGAGAAGCUCUCAGGCUGGACGGAGGAGACAUCUCUGUUUCUUCAGCCUCUCUUUCUGUGGCAAGAGAGGACGCUGUGUUGGAAGGACCCAGAAACUCAUGCCGGUCCCAGGUUUUCUUCCUUGUUUUUAUCAUGUAUGUUUCCAUGGGAGCUGAGUUCACCUUGGCCUCUGGCCUCUGUGAAGAGGCCUGCUAGAGACCAGACAGAACCCUUUGUGUCACCAUGGUACCCGCGUUCCAUCCUCAUGCAGUGACUGAGCCCAGAAGCCUCUGGGCUCUCUCUCUCUCUUUUUUUUUUUGUCCCUGUUUUUCCAUCUGUAAGAUGGACAUCCCUUUCCCCUAGCGUUGUCUUUUAGUUUCGGGUAGAAGUGACCUUGCAAAAGCAAAGCCCUUCUUUAUCUAUGUCCUGCCCUUAAAAAUACAAACAGGAAAUUCCCUGAGCCCCAGAGCCACCUGAUUUCCCCCCAGAAGGGUGUUUUUCAGUUUCCCCCAGUGAGGUUCCAAAGAAUGGUUCUUCCUUUUUUUCCUCUUGCUGAUUUGGUUUCACGCACCUGCGUGCAUCACCGUGACUAGGUGAGACUGGGAACUCGCUGCAGUCCCAGGGAUAUAAUUUAACAGGAAGGGAGAAUGUGGCCCUGGUGAACCCAGCUACUUGUUUAUUAUGCAUGGUGCCCUGUAGGGCCCCUCCACAGUAUAGAGUAGCCAGAGGUGCUGAACCAUGGCCUUGCCCAUAAACAGACAGGAGAGAAUUUGCACAGUAAAUAGAGCCAGCUGGGAAAAUUGAUGCUGGCGUAAAUAAUACAUGGCAAAUCUAGUCCUUUAUGCAGAAAUUCAUUGCCGGUGGCUCCGAGAUGCACUAUAAUUACCCUUCUCUUCCUGCCAGCUGUACCACAGCCUGGUGCCCUAGUCUGUGAAAUAACCCCCCUGUCUGUUAGCGGCACUGUGGCCAUCCAUCUGAGAGCUGCAGCCCUGUCUGGGGGGUGGGGGAAGAGGAGGACACCAGGGAAAGAAGAAUAAAAGGCAAAGUAGAGAAAUGAUCGGGAUUGUUUACUGACCACACUUUUUAGAGGAAGGUCGCCUUUCUCGGUGAGAGAGCCUGUCGUGAUUAAUAAGUUGUGUCUUGGCUGUAGGAAGGGGCGGGGGGUCAGAGUCCCAGGAGGAAGAUAGGACAUGAAGACGAUGAACAUAGCAGAGACAGAGGCCGGAAGCAGGGAGGAUCUGAGCAAGCAGCAGACGGGCUCCAGGGUAUCCGCCUGCAGGAGGACAGGGGAGGGGAGCCUACGACUGGGGGGGGGGGCUGGCUCUGCUGGCUGCAGAAAGGACCCCAGGAGAAACAAGUCUUCAUCUCCUCAUUCCGUGAGGGGUUGGAGGAUUUCCGCAACCACCGUAGGAAACAGUACAAGUAAGGGAUGGCAGAUCCCUGCCACGCCCACCUUUUGGGCAUUUUGAGCCUCUGGCGGGGGGAGGGUCUCCCCAGUCUCCCCAGCAGUCUUUUUCUGUGGAAGUCGGAGUGUUUUGCGAUUUUUCUCCACAUGGUGCUCGAGCAACAUGUGCUCGAGGUGGAGCCCGGUUGCCCUCUCCGGCCUGGGCAGAUCUGCUGUGUUCCCUGUAUGCAGGGAGUCGGGACCCUGCAAUAAUGGGGUUUCAGAGGCCUGUAAAGAUCAUGUGGCCAUGAUCACUUAGCAGAAAGGGAAACUGAGGCCCAAAGAGUUGAAGUGACAGUCCCCGUGGUGGUGAAACAGCAGCCAGCACCCAGGACUCCUGAUCCUCAAGCCAGGACCCUUUGGGUCUCUGGGCUGCCUAUAGUUUCCAUCUGCACAGCUCUCUUCCCACAGGGUGCUAACUCCAGCUUAGGGGGCCACGGCCAUCACCCAGGUGGCCUUGCUGACAUGGGAAGUUGCCCCAUUCACUGCUGCUCCAGACCACCUGUGACAUUCCUGCAGGACCUUGUCCCUCACAGCUUGCUUCCUCCUCGGACCUUUUUCUCAGACCAGAGCUUUCUCUUGCACUGCCUGCUGCCUCUGCAGAUGCCAUUUGGGGCACCCUGCCCUGAGCAGUUCCCCUCAGAGGCCUCGGGCCAGGCUGGCUCUCCUUCCCAAGUGCCUCUUGCUCCCUUUGCUUAUGUGUCUGCCUCAGUGUCUGGUGCACACUCACCCUGACAUCCUCCCUUCUUAUGCGUCAGAUAUGGUCUAGAUAGACAUCAUAACCCCUCACUACCACUCAUCUUCCUGUGCGCUUGUCUGCCCAUGAGCUCAAGAUUCAUUUUUUUUUCAAAG
Messenger RNA from Enhydra lutris kenyoni (northern sea otter), 3447 nucleotides. Its product is annotated as RAD51 paralog D. The record is from RefSeq and is a predicted model, not a curated record. Gene Ontology annotation, molecular function: ATP-dependent DNA damage sensor activity; single-stranded DNA binding; ATP hydrolysis activity. Gene Ontology annotation, cellular component: Rad51B-Rad51C-Rad51D-XRCC2 complex; centrosome; replication fork. Gene Ontology annotation, biological process: DNA strand invasion; double-strand break repair via homologous recombination; reciprocal meiotic recombination. The transcript is spliced from 10 exons. Bases 34 to 1134 code for a protein of 366 amino acids. NCBI's taxonomy places the organism in Eukaryota, Metazoa, Chordata, Mammalia, Carnivora, Mustelidae.